Molecule: messenger RNA, 1316 nt
Organism: Mobula hypostoma (lesser devil ray)
Lineage: Eukaryota; Metazoa; Chordata; Chondrichthyes; Myliobatiformes; Myliobatidae
Product: beta-1,3-galactosyltransferase 5-like
Cellular component (GO): endoplasmic reticulum; Golgi membrane
Molecular function (GO): N-acetyl-beta-D-glucosaminide beta-(1,3)-galactosyltransferase activity
Source: RefSeq, a predicted model, not a curated record
AGCAGCCAGUGUGGAAGGUAGCCGGUGCCAAGGCUGACACUUCUCACGGACUGACUCCACAACUGAGGAGGAUACAGCCGGCAAGAGGAGGGUCCCGUGGCUUGUUCUGGCUUUUCUGGGACCGUGAACGAUAGGCUCUCCAUGCCAGAAGCAGAGACGACCUCUGGUGAGAAGCUACAGGGGAACAUUGAAUAAUAGCGACAAGCAAGGCUCAGAUCUGAUCGGCGCAGGGAACGAUGUAUAUGAGACCGCUCUGUGGCAAGCGUUAUCUGAAGGUGCUCAUCCCCCUGCUGGUGACCCCUUGCCUGAUAAAGCUGACGCUGGUCUGGAUGAACGGGGACUCGUCGGCCCUCUGCCCCUCGCGGUUCAACGCCACAGACAUUCUGAUGCAGCCCGACAGCCGCUGCGACCGCGACAGCCCGUUCCUCGUCCUAUUGGUCACCAGCUCCCCGGAGCAGUUCCAGGAGCGCUCGGUUAUCCGCCGGACCUGGGGGAGCGAGCGGCGGACGGCGGGGACAGGCAGGUCGGUCACCUACUUCCUUCUGGGGCGCGGGCGAGAGAGGCAGGAGAGCAUCCGGCGGGAGGGCGAGGUGUACGGUGACAUCAUCCAGGGAGAUUUCGACGACACCUACUACAACCUGACCUGCAAGGUCCUCCUGGGCCUCCAGUGGCUCUGUAACUCCUGCCCCUCCGCCACGUUCGUGAUGAAGACCGAUACCGACAUGUUCGUCAACACCGACUAUCUGCUGGAGCUCCUGUCCCGGGAGCCCCGCCGGCGUAACCUCUUCACCGUCAUUAUGGACCAUUCGUGGCCCAUCCGCAACAUAUUCUCAAAGUGGCACGUGAGUCCGGCGGAGUACCCGAUGCAAAUGUACCCACCCUACUGUUCCGGCACCGGAUACGUGCUCUCCACCGACCUGGCCUGUCGCGUGUGGAACACCUCCCGGGCAGUGCCCCUCUUUAAACUGGAGGACGUCUACGUGGGUCUGUGCCUGGCCGAGCUAAAGGUGAAGCCGCUGGACAUACACGACCGCCCCGUCUUCCACAACUACAGGGUACCGUUCUCCAUCUGCUCCUACCGGCAGCUAGUCACCUCCCACCAGGUCACAUCGACUGAGCAAGGGGACUACUGGAGACAGCUGCAGGCCUCUGGCAAUGUGAAAUGCCCAAGUGACCAGCGAGGAAACUGAUGUCUCUUAGCCCUAUCAAGGGUAUUUUUAACCCCUUGGUGAAAAUCAUGGUACAGACUGGGAAAAUUGAUCUUUCAUGCAGCAAAUGAAACAGAUCUACAGAGAACCGGCGAGCUUAGCGAUGAA